AUGGUGAACGAAACCUCUAAUGCGCCGGCGGCGGCUUUUCACUCGAUGAAAGAUUUCCUCAAGCAGACGGGCGGUUUUGCGGUUAUAGACGGCGGGCUUGCGACGGAGUUCGAGCGACAUGGAGCGGAUCUCAACGAUCCUCUCUGGAGCGCCAAAUGCCUCGUCACUUCUCCUCACCUCAUCCACACCGUGCAUCUUGAUUACCUUGAAGCUGGUGCUGAUAUCAUCGCCAGCGCUUCUUAUCAGGCCACGAUUCAGGGUUUUGAAGCAAAGGGCUUUUCUAGAGAAAAGGGAGAAUCUAUGCUUAGAAAGAGCGUAGAAAUAGCUUGUGAAGCUCGCAACACGUAUCUUGCAAAAUGCAAAGAAACCAUGGAUGAUGAUGAUGAUAAGAUUCUUAAAAAGCGGCCCAUCUUAGUUGCAGCUUCAGUGGGUAGCUACGGUGCAUACUUGGCUGAUGGCUCAGAGUACAGUGGAAUCUAUGGUGAUUCGAUAACGCUGGAAACCCUCAAGGAUUUCCACCGCAGAAGAGUCCAAGUUCUGGCGGAGUCUGGUGCAGAUAUAAUAGCAUUUGAGACCAUUCCAAACAAGCUAGAGGCUCAGGCAUUUGCUGAGCUGCUAGAUGAGGGAGAUGUGAAGAUUCCAGGGUGGUUCUCCUUUAACUCAAAGGAUGGCGUGAACGUGGUAAGCGGGGAUUCGAUCAAGGAGUGUAUCGCCAUAGCUGAAACUUGUGACAAAGUAGUGGCGGUUGGAAUCAACUGUACCCCUCCAAGAUUCAUAGAGGGCCUUGUUUUGGAGAUCAAAAAGGUGACGAGCAAGCCCAUACUAGUGUACCCAAACAGCGGAGAAAGCUAUGAUGCAGAUCGGAAGGAGUGGGUUGAAAACACAGGAGUUGGGGAUGAAGACUUUGUAUCAUACGUAGACAAAUGGAUGGAUGCAGGAGUGUCUCUCCUUGGAGGUUGCUGCCGCACUACACCUACCACCAUCAGAGCCAUCCACAAGAGACUUGUCCACCGCAGAUCUUCUUCUCCGCGUCAUUAG
Messenger RNA from Microthlaspi erraticum, 1038 nucleotides. Lineage: Eukaryota; Viridiplantae; Streptophyta; Magnoliopsida; Brassicales; Brassicaceae. The record is from the annotation of a GenBank genome assembly.